Messenger RNA from Sphaeramia orbicularis (orbiculate cardinalfish), 1809 nucleotides. Its product is annotated as voltage-dependent calcium channel gamma-6 subunit-like. The record is from RefSeq and is a predicted model, not a curated record. Gene Ontology annotation, molecular function: calcium channel regulator activity. Bases 548 to 1390 code for a protein of 280 amino acids. Gene Ontology annotation, cellular component: L-type voltage-gated calcium channel complex; membrane. Gene Ontology annotation, biological process: regulation of calcium ion transmembrane transport via high voltage-gated calcium channel. The transcript has 8 exons. NCBI's taxonomy places the organism in Eukaryota, Metazoa, Chordata, Actinopteri, Kurtiformes, Apogonidae.
CGUGCGUGCGUUCGUUCAUUCGUUCGUCGAACGCAGACGCUCUAAUGAGUUUCUUCCUCCGGCUUCAGAGCUGCUUUUCCGUGGCGUCCAAGUGGAGGCCUUAUAAGGAGGGUCCGGUGGACUUUUGAUGAGUCAGGGGAGCUCAGCUGACUGCAUUUGUUCUUCUGUCCAGGGAACGUUCCUUCGGUGACUCCAUUGUCCACCUUCAGAACCUCUCUUCAGAACCUCUCUUCAGAACCUCUCUGUGGUUUAUUUCUUCACUUGUUCUGUGCGGUUCCACUUUUCCACCAUGACUCAUUUGUCGGUUCUGCGCCUGUCGUCGAAGCCUCCGUUCUUUCUGGCGCUGAUGUUUUCUGAGAGGCCCAAUCCGAUGCUGAUGUUCUGAGACACCGUGUGCUUCGGGUUCCAGGAGACUCCGAACUUCUCUGAACUCACUGCUGUCCAACUGUUUUUUCUCGGACACAAACGGAAUCCGGUUCCGUCUUUUUCUCCUUCUUUUGUUGUGAGGUCCGAUCGGACGGACUGAACAGAUUCUGUUUGUCUGAACAUGUGGUCUACGUUUGUCGUGACGGACGAGGAGGGCCGCACCGUCGCCGGGCCGGGGCCGAUGGGCGGAGCCGCCCAGGGGGGGGGCGGGCUCACCGGCCUCAUGAGCGGACGCAGCACCUUCGGAGGAAACAAACGGCGCCGAACGACGUCAGCGGGACACGCCAUGAGUGAAGCCCAGGAGGGGAAGAUCAAGCUGGCGUUCUUUGUGGCUAUAGUGGGCGUGGUUUUGACGGUUCUGGGCGUGGGGACAGAGUUCUGGGUGGAGAUGGCCCCCCCGAAGCAUUUCUACAACAACCAGACCUGUCUGACCGCCCACCUGGGUCUGUGGAAGGGCUGCACCAAGACGCUGUGGGUGAGCGACAUCGACCCGGAGAGAGAGAGCUGUGGACCUGCUGAACUGCCUGGAGAUUCCAACUGUACCUACUUCAAGUUCUUCACCACUGGGGAAAACAUCGUCCUGUUUCAGAAGACGACACAGAAAAACCUGAACGUGGCGGCGGCCAUGUUGGCGCUCUUCAGCCUCUUCCUGAUGGUCAUGGGCGCCGUCUGCAUCACCAUGUCUCUGAGUAAAGAGAUCCUGUUCUUCCUGAAGCCGGCGUCCGUCUGCUUCAUCCUGUCAGGUGUGCUGGUCCUGCUGUCCCUGCUGGUCUUCCAUCAGUCCGUCCUGGCCUUCCUGUCCAGCGACCACAGCGUCCCCCUCCACCACGAGCUGUCCUGGUCCGUGUCCUGCGUGGGCUGCGCGGGCGCCGUCCUCAUCGUGGGCGGGGUCCUGUUCCUGCUGCUGGCGCUGCCCGUCAGUCCCUGGCGCCGCUGUCUCCCUCAGAAGGACGGCGCCAGCUAGUGGCCCGGAGGGGGCGUUGCACUUUACCCCCCCUCCGAUACUGAGUCGGGGGUGGGGCGGGUGGGGGGCGUGUCCUAAAGAUGACCCGGCAAACAGACGACUUCUGUGGAUUUGGACACAGACGGCGGCAAAUUAGAGUCUUAGCGAGGUGUGGGACCAUCCCUACCUGAUCAACGAAGACGUACGAAACCCAGGAGGACAGACAGGAAGUGGACGACAGGAAGUGGACAGCUGACAGGAGGUGGACGACAGGAAGUGGACGAAUGGAAAAGUGUGUUAACAUUUAAAGUGACAGAUGUUGGUAAAGGUCCUCAUGUGACCCCUGUGGUGUCCAGGUGAACAUAUCAAACACACUUCCUGUUAUUAAAGCUCACAUUAUUUUACAGUCCUUCAUUUGUGUUUGAUUGUUUACAUUCUGA